CCAAGGUUGGCGUCUCCUCCGAUAUUAAUGGAGUCUGGUUCCAGGCACCUGGAAUGAGCUGGCUGAGGACAGCCACAUGGCAUGUAUAUAUAUGAGCGCGAAGGUCCCUCUAUGUUGGCAAGUCUCAAGUCGCCGGCGGUUGUCAGCGUCGCACUCCUGUCCCAUCGAUUGGUCUUUUGGUUUGCGCCCUUGAGGCUCAGUGACCUGUCACCCUCCAAGCACGCGCCUCUUUGACACGAUCCGCGAAGAUGAAGUCCAGCGUCCAACUGGUGCUUAGCGCCGCUGCGGGCGUCACGGCUGCCACCGGCUGUGUGUUUCGUUGUUGUUUGGACCUGAAGAAUGCCACCGGCCUCGAGGGCAAGGUCUACUUCCCCGACUCGGAAGCCUACGAAGACCGCCUGGAGACGUAUUGGUCUGUCAGUGCCGCUUUGUCGCCGUGGUGCAUGGUACAGCCUUCCACGGCCGAAGAUGUUUCCGUGACGAUCAAGACUCUGGUGGCUGGCGACUGCCCAUUCGGCAUCCGUGGUGGCGGACACGGCGCCCACGAUCUCUCCAACGGCGUCGAGCGAGGCAUCACCAUCGACUUCGGAAACAUGAACGGCACCACGUGGAACCCGGACACCAGACUCGCAUCGAUCCAGCCCGGUGGCCACUGGCAGACCGUGUACGACGAACUGGCUCCCCACGGCGUCCUUGUCACGGGAGGUCGUGCCGGCACCGUCGGCACCGGUGGAUUUAUCAGCGGAGGAGGCAACUCGUUCCACUCUGCGUCGCAUGGCAUGGCUUGCGACACUGUCGCCAACUUCGAAGUCGUCCUUGCCGACGGCUCCAUCGUCAAUGCCAACGAGUCCAGCAACCCGGAUCUCUGGCAGGCGCUGAAGGGCGGCAGCGGAAACCUGGGCCUGAUCACGCGCUUCGACAUGUACCCGAUCGAGUACCCUGACCCCGCAAACCCAGUGGUCUGGGGCGGCAAUUUGUUCUAUGAUCUUGAGUCGGGACUUGCCGUAAUCGACGCCUUGGUAGACUUCACCGAUAACGUCUACAAGGACGAGAACAGCUCGUCGAUCGUGUACUGGGCGUACCUGCCGGCGAUCCUGGGUGGUACGAUCCUCAACGCGGCCAUCGAGAACACUCUUGCGACGGUCAAGCCCCCCGCAUUCGACGGCUACUACGCCGUGGACGGCAUCUAUGAUGAUACCACCAAGGUCGACACCCUGUCGACUGUCGCCAACGAGCUCGGAUCUGGUCAACCAUCGGGGUUCCGCAACGCCUGGUUCGCCGCUUCUUUCAAGAACGACGCCCGGCCGAUGAACUACGCCGUCGAGAAGUUCAACGAACUCAACGCCGCGCUCGAGAAGGUCGCGCCGUCGAACGAGACGGGUCUCAACACGCUCUGCAUGUUCCAGCCCAUCACCAAGUCUAUCGUCGACAAGGGCGUGGAGAACGGCGGCAACGUGCUGGGUCUCGACAGCUACAUCGAGGACGGCAACGGCAUCAUGUUCCUGGUGACGCUUGCCCUUAACGGAGCCGAGGCUGAGAAGCGUGCGGUGCCCCUAGUCGCCGCGUAUCUCGAGGACCUCGACGAAUACUCGGAAUCGCUAGGCCUGAAGUGGGACUGGAAGUACCUGAACUAUGCCCACAGGACCCAGGAAGUGAUUGCGUCGUUCGGCGAGGAGGCCGUGAAGAAGCUGCAGGCUGCGUCGGCCAAGUACGACCCCAACGGCGUUUUCCAGAAUCUGCGUGGUUCUGGUUUCAAGAUUCCGGAGUAAGGCGACGAGGAAGAGACUGGAGAAGCGCGCAAACGGGAUUUGUUGGCAGAUUUCGAGUGUUAUACAAGAAGGGUGAAGUAGAUGUUGAUGGACCGAGAGGUCUCGUCUCCUGGACAUAACGGGGCCGGAGCGCUACUGGCGCCUAAAAAUAAUAGACUUGUACUUGAUAAUCCGUACAAAUUAUGUGAUACGAGGGGUAUCAUGUCAUCCCCAUUCCCGCCCAUCCGUCUUUUGGUGACGACUAUGACUGCCCCGCGAC
Molecule: messenger RNA, 2028 nt
Organism: Ilyonectria robusta
Lineage: Eukaryota; Fungi; Ascomycota; Sordariomycetes; Hypocreales; Nectriaceae
Product: FAD binding domain-containing protein
Exons: 4
Coding region: 249-1769 (506 amino acids)
Molecular function (GO): FAD binding
Source: RefSeq, a predicted model, not a curated record